AUGCCAACUAACGAUGAUCACACUACCAUCAUGGCUAUGCUCAAACCAUUUCUUCAUAUUAAAAUUAACUAUCUGGCUCGUAAACAAUCUUCUGCUUACAGUCCCUCAUGUUUGAUGAUGGAUUAUAUUGUCCACAUUAUGAAUGAUUGUCUCUGUGAUAGUAACUGUUUCAAGCGUGAUGCCCCUCACUACCACCCAUAUAUCCUACGCCUCUACUAUGGAGUCAUAUUUUGGAUCCAAUGCCUCCGCGCAGGCUUAGAAGCCCGCAAACUUCCCUCUGAGCAACAUCAAUUCCUGCUGCAAUUUCUAGAAAGUCAUUCCUUAGAAUCACUUCCAAUUGCUGCUCCUCUUCUCCCACUGUUUAAAACUUUGUGCACCUCCCAACCUGAGUACAAGAUUUUCGGUCUCGUCUACCCACAAAUCCCAAGUGAAGCCGGCCCCUGCCGCCGUGACGCAUUUAUGCGUGAAAUUGCCCCCAGUUUCUUUCUUCCUAACAUUCCUGGUGUUUUUGCACUCUUAGAUCACCUAAACUCUCUAGCCACUGCUCCUUCUAAACAGGCUCACAUUCCUGUUACUGAAACUGCUACCGCCGCUGUUGUCUUUGGUCACUACUCAUUUCCUCCCCUUAAUGAAAGAACCGAUUUUGAGAAGUACGCCCUUUGCUCCGCAGGCCUCCAGUACCUCUGUGAAGCCGACAAGAAACUGAAUGAAGAGUUCGCUGAACGUUAUACAUAUUUCCAAUUUCCAGUCACUCGAGCUGAUGACGAUCUGCGCCCCAUCGCCAACUUUCUGCACAUGAAUGAAGAUAUGGAAUGGUUUACCCGUGUCAAAGCUGUAGCCGCCAUCGCGGCUAGAUAUUUCACAGGGUCAGAGACUCUUGCUGACUGCUCUCCUUCUGGCGUCGCUGCUAACCAGUACGUUUGUAAGAUGCAAACACCUGCCAUUCCGCCCACUCCGCCCCGGCAAUCAGCUGAUAGGCAAGCCCUUUUUCCCUUCGCCUUCCGUCUCUGCACCACCCUUACCAGCCCCCCUACUCCACUCACGGAAGCUAUGGCCGCCAUGGCCCAGACUCACAUUCAGAUGUUUCCGACCCAUCCUUACCUCGGACAAUUUGGAAACCCGGUUGGAACAGGCCCUUUUUGGGAUGUUCGCCCCAUUGAGAUGUCAUCCCCCGAUGAAUCAGCUUAUCUGAGCCUCCGUGCUGUGAUCAAAAGUCUUAUGCUCUCAAAAACCAAUUAA
This is a messenger RNA of Vicia faba (fava bean), 1239 nucleotides long. Lineage: Eukaryota; Viridiplantae; Streptophyta; Magnoliopsida; Fabales; Fabaceae. The record is from the annotation of a GenBank genome assembly.